UGUUGUGUUGUACGUGUCUGCGUCUGUGCAUGUGUGUGCGUGCGCGAUGACAAAUUCAUCGAGCUCGCGACGACGAGUGGCGCGCCUUCUCUCGGAAUAUCGAGAAACGAGAAAAAUCGUUUUCUCUUAUCGCAUACUUCAGGUGCAUCUGGAAAUUCUACCCGCGGUAGUAGAUUAAUUUAAUUGAGAGUUAAUAGUUAACUGACUAAUCGGAAGAAGCUUAUUUUAUCUCGAUUGAUCAAUCAAACCUUACUUUACUCUAGGAUUUCCGAAUCGUUAAAAUGUAUUUGGACAUUCCGAAUAUUCUACAAUUUAAGUGAAGCGAAAUUAUAAUAUAAGAUUGCUGUGUGUUUCGAAGAAGAAUAUAGUAAUAAAUAUGAGCGAAGAAGAAAAUAUUAUCGCAAUUUCGAUAAUUCGAAUGGAGAAACUUUUGGCGGGAAUUUCUAGCAAACUAAGAGAAUUGAUUGAAAAACGCGGUAUUGAAACUUCGCUGUUGCUUCAAGAAAUUAUUAAUCUCAUUGAACUGUUUAAAAAAUGUGUCAAAUCUCGAAUGAAAAGGACUUCUGAAGGAGAACGUAUGCAUGUUAUCAAUUUGCAUGAAAGCCAGACAAAAAUAGCGGAAACUUUAUCGGAAUUUGAAGUUUUGCAGAAACUAUCUAACGAACAAAACUCGAAUUUCGAAAUUUUUAUAAGAGAUAUGGUUGUCUGCAUAAACGACGAGGAAGAAAUAAUGAGAAGCAUUCGAAAAACAUCAGAAUUAGAAAUACCAAGAGAAAUAGAGGAAUCACUGCAAAAGAUGUUAAUUGUAGCAGAAGAAGAAGAAAUGCGAAUGAAGUCAUCGCAAGCUGAAAUAGAUUCAGCAAAAUGCAAAUUAUACGAUGUCAUGGAGUUCAAUGCGGAAGCCGAAAGGAAACUUUUCGACGUAUGCGCGAAAGUCGAGCGGAAAUAUUUAGAUCUUCUCGCUAAAUAUGAUCGCGAUAUUGGCGGAUUUCAUGCUUCGAUGGAGAAAUUGUCAAAAGACAAGGAAAUUAUUGAAGCAGAAACGAAAAAUGUAGAAGAUCAGUUGAGUAUACAACGAGUGUUAUAUACUCAAUAUAAAAAGGAGCGAGAAAUAGCGCUGAUGAUAGCUUUUACCAAAAAAUUAGACAUGUUUAGGCAAAAUCGUGCCGCCAAGAUUAUUCAAAAAACAUGGAAAACAUAUUACGAACGCAUUUCUUUAAAGAAACGAAGAAAAAGGAAGAAAUAGUCAACUUUAUUAACUAAUCUGCUUUUUACAUAUUGUAUCUUGAUAUACAUAUACCUCACUUUUAUUUUAUGUAUCUAAUUCAGUUUUAGUUUAAAUGAAAAAAAUAUUCUUGGCAACUUUUGCGAUAAGAAAUGAGUAUACGCGAAAAUAAUAUAUUUUUUUUUAAAUAAAAUACACAUAAUCUAUUAUCGCAAUGAUUAGACGGAAAAGUGUAAUAAUUGACAUUUACGUGAUCUAAUAUUUUUUUUAUUCACUGAGUUGACAAAGCAUAGCCGCUCCUCUCAUGAUCCAAUGUUCUGGUGGUUUUAUCGUGGGCAACCAUAUGGCUAUGACAAAAUUCGUAGAGUGACCAGUGGUGGACAGUACCCCGCGACGUUCGCUAGUUUUAUAAAGCGGACAAGUAUACGAUCGCCUUUCCUCGAUAUCCUGCUUUUUCUUCGGUAUCAGCCACAGCUGUAAAAAUAAUAUGUAUAGCGAAAAAUUAAGCUUCAGAAUUUUACGCAAUACAUCAAUAAAAAUUGAAAUUUUAUCUCUAAAACGUGUGUUCCAAUAAAGUUGUCUAGAAAGAACGAGAAUACAUUUUUUGUUAUGCAUGUCUUUGCAUUUUUCUUAAUUUUAAUUAAGUAUUAUUAAUUUA
Nylanderia fulva is the source of this 1883-nucleotide messenger RNA. RefSeq lists its product as uncharacterized. NCBI's taxonomy places the organism in Eukaryota, Metazoa, Arthropoda, Insecta, Hymenoptera, Formicidae. The record is from RefSeq and is a predicted model, not a curated record.